Molecule: messenger RNA, 1443 nt
Organism: Humulus lupulus (European hop)
Lineage: Eukaryota; Viridiplantae; Streptophyta; Magnoliopsida; Rosales; Cannabaceae
Exons: 2
Coding region: 1-1443 (480 amino acids)
Biological process (GO): DNA integration
Molecular function (GO): RNA-DNA hybrid ribonuclease activity; nucleic acid binding
Source: RefSeq, a predicted model, not a curated record
AUGACAUUAGUGUCAAAAGCUGACCCUUUGAGGUACAUUCUAUCAAAACCCGUGUUGUCUGGACAAUUGGCAAAAUGUUCCAUGAUUUUGUCAGAGUUUGAAAUCAACUUUGUCCCACAAAAAGUAAUAAAAGGACAAGCAUUGGCUGAUUUUCUGGCAGCGCAACCGAUUCCAGACAAUAUGGAGUUGCGUGAGGACCUUCCAGACGAGGAAGUUUUCACAAUUGAAACCUCAUCUUGGCAACUUUACUUUGAUGUGGCAGCAAAGAAGUGUGGGAUAAGUGCUGGCAUUGUCUUUGUGAUGCCUUCUGGAGGACUGAUACCUUACUCUUUUCACAUUCUGGCUAUAUGUACCAAUAAUGUAGCAGAAUAUGAAGCGUUAAUAAUCGGUCUCAAAAUUGCACUUGAAAUGCAAAUACAAUCACUGAAGGUAUAUGGUGAUUCUCUUCUGAUUAUCAAACAAAUUAAUGGUGAAUUUGCAGUCAAGCAUGAGGCUUUAAUUCCUUAUCAUGAGAAGGCUAAGCAUUUGAUUGCUCAAUUCCAAACUAUCACGUUAAAUCAUGUCCCUAGGUCAAAAAAUGGCAAAGUUGAUGCUUUAGCUAAAUUAGCUGCAUCACUAACGCUUCCUAGCGAAAGGGAUAUUCAAAUUACAAUAGGAGAACGCCAUUUGUUACCCCAAAUUAUAGAUAGAUGUCUUUCAAAAGAAGAGGCAUCACGUGCUCUUCAAGAAACUCAUGUUGGUACAUGUGGUCCGCACCAAGCCGACCCCAAAUUGUCAGCUCAAUUAAAACGGUUGGGUUACUAUUGGCCUACUAUGGUCCAAGAUGUGAUUAAUUUCGUCAAAUGUUGCACGUUGUGUCAACUACAUGGAGAUUUUAUCCAUCAACCCCCUCAACCACUUCAUCCUUCAAUAUUGUCAUGGCCUUUUGAAACAUGGGGAAUGGAUGUCAUUGGUCAUUUCACGCCACCAUCUUCCAAAAUCCAUAAAUACAUCAUGGCCAUUAUAGAUUACUUCUCCAAGAGGUCUAAAGUUGUACCCUUAAAAGAAGUACGUGCAGAAGAUGUCGCCAACUUCAUAAGAACUCACAUAAUUUAUUGUUAUGGGGUUCCAUCAAAAAUUACAUUAGAGAAUGCUCUUUACUUCAAAUGUAAGACACUUGUCAAACUAAUGGAGAAGUACAAAUUCAAGCAUAGUUUUUCAACCAGUUAUAAUCCUUCUUCAAAUGGCCAAGAAAAAGCAUUUAACAAAGUGUUAUGCAAAAUCUUGAAGAAGAUGGUAACCAAGAACAAAAGGGAUUGGCAUGAACGCCUCCUAGAAGCUUUAUGGGCCUACAGGACCACUGUAAGAACUGUCACUGGUUGUACACCUUAUAGCUUGGUGUUUGGGUCUGAAGUAGUGUUACCCUUGGAGGUUCAAAUACCUUCAUUAAGAAUCGCUACUUAA